Paramacrobiotus metropolitanus is the source of this 1179-nucleotide messenger RNA. RefSeq lists its product as uncharacterized. The record is from RefSeq and is a predicted model, not a curated record. Bases 496 to 1080 code for a protein of 194 amino acids. The transcript is spliced from 3 exons. Lineage: Eukaryota; Metazoa; Tardigrada; Eutardigrada; Parachela; Macrobiotidae.
CUAUAUACGUGGCUGCCUACGUGGCAGCCAACGUGGCUGUGGUGAUGCGUUGAUUCCAGCCUCUUCGCUUCAAUGUUAUAAAACGAACGUUAUAGGCCAUAGUUGUGUGAAGUUGUGAACGGUGACCACAUGCGCAAUACACAAACAUUUUAUUACUAGUACUACGCUACUGUGGUGGCUCGCGCAUCUUAGACCACAGAGUGUGUGUACAGGAGAACGGCCAGUGAUGAAUAUACACACGCUUAACCACGCGUUGAACAUGGCCCAUUUUUGCAUUGUAAAUUUGUAAACCAUCAAGUGUUUGAUGAAUAUCUAAAUUGCAGUCGUGUGCAAAAUUUGUAUGCCGUUUGACGUUUAUGCAGUUAUAUCUUUCUGAAUAUUAAGAAAAAUCAGUGCUCUUAUCUUAUCAGUGUUGAUACCUCGAAGUCCGAGUUUUUGUGUUGGGCCUUGCUGCCUGGAUAUCGGCGCCAGGGGGUCCACAAAGAAACUCGGAUUAUGAUAGUCCCUAUUUGUGUUUUGGAAUUGGUACACCACCAAAGAAAGCCUAGUUUUUGCAACCUAAUGAGAAUGCUGUAUAAGUGCGUUCCAAUGUUAAUCCUAUCCCUGGCUGGAUAUUUGACACACCGAGGUUAUUACUCACCGUACAUUAUUUUAUCGGAAUCGCUGGUGCAUCCACUAAAUGGCACGACUGACUUCGCUCAAAAUCUGGAGACCGCAAUUGAAAAUGCAAGAAAUGCUCUUCCGACCAAUCCCGACGACACCGCCCCACAAGUACUGGAGAUCGGCAGCAUUCUCAAAAUUCUGACAUAUCCGGAGGCUUCUGAAGAUAGGCAAGAUCCCUAUUCCUGGCUGAAAAACCUCGUGUCGGUCGCUGCGGGAGCAUGUAUAGGAGCAUGUAUAAGGGCUAUACCCGGCCCAUUAAUAAAUGCUGCUCUUAUACUCAAACUUGCUGUAGUGACUGUGGUGGUUUGCGUAGUUUACUUGCUGUACUACCGCUGCACACAGAUUUUUACGCUGAAAGGAAAUAUCGUAAAUAUACGAUGUGAAUGCGCAGAGCCGAAUGUUCUCUGUAGUCUGUAAGGCUCUGUAUAAGCCGUGUAAUCACAUAGCCGUGGCCCGUAUGGGCUCUGUAUAAGCACCCCUUGCUUUCACUUCUGAAUCAAGAAAAGACGAAUAUAA